Messenger RNA from Leguminivora glycinivorella, 4067 nucleotides. RefSeq names its product partitioning defective 3 homolog (gene baz). Gene Ontology annotation, biological process: intracellular protein localization; cell adhesion; microtubule cytoskeleton organization. The record is from RefSeq and is a predicted model, not a curated record. Gene Ontology annotation, cellular component: apical junction complex; adherens junction; apical plasma membrane. Lineage: Eukaryota; Metazoa; Arthropoda; Insecta; Lepidoptera; Tortricidae. Gene Ontology annotation, molecular function: phosphatidylinositol binding; protein binding. Bases 686 to 3955 code for a protein of 1089 amino acids. The transcript is spliced from 19 exons.
GUGUACGCCGAGAAACACCGGUCGGGACAGCGCACCGGCAGAGGCCUAACAUGGUUUCCUGCGUGUCAUGAGUCAGUACUGCCGUAAUCAGGUGCAGUUUCAUUCAAAAUAAUGAGAAAUAAUCGGUAUGUGAGUUAAAUAAUAUGAGUGGAUGACGCGGCACGCGGUGGUCACCACCACACGCGUACAGCUGCCUGUCUGACGCCGCCGCCCAUUGGCUGCGGGAACCGGUCGCGCCCUCCCCGCCGCCGCACACCCCUCCCGCGCCCGUCACAACUUACAAACGAAUUCUUAUUCAUAUCCCUUGCUACAACCGUUGCUGCCGUUGACGGAGCACUCUACGCCCGUAUUUCGCGUAAUCUUAUCGAAAUGUGCCCAAUGUUGAAUGUGAUUUGUGUAUUCGAUCAGUGAAUUUCAAAUAAUCAUACAAGUCGUCCAAAUUAAGUGUAGCGUCUGAGUUCUAGCCCUGCGCUAUGAAAACGAACAGACAAGCCAGUGUUUUUGUACUUUUUGUGUCGGUGGUCGAAGAGCGGCUUCGGUGCAGGGUUACCUUUACCAUGUGCGUCAGGUAGUGUUUUGCUCGUAUUAGUUUGUCCACAAACUAAUAAUGUUGGCGCGUAGAUACAGUGGUGAGCAGUGAGUGAGUGAGGCGUGGUGUUUCGGUGAUUCAUAGUGCGCUGAGGAUAUGAAGGUGACGGUGUGCUUCGGGGCGGUGAGGGUGCUGGUGCCCUGCGGCGCGGGCGACUUGCUCGUCCGGGACCUGGUGCGGGAAGCCACUCUUCGCUUCAAGAAAGCCACGGGACAGGGCCCCGAAACAUGGGUGGGAGUGCGAGCGCUGCGCGCCAGCUCCGGCGGCAUCCUGGACCCGGACGACCGCGUGCGCGACGUGGCCGACGACCGCGAGACGCUCACCGCCGAGUGCGCGGCGCAGGCGCCGGCGCCGCGGGCGGCGCAGGCCGACGGCGCCAGCGGCUCCAGCGCGGGCACCGCAUCCCCGGACAUGUUCCGAGGCGGCGGCGGCGUCGGCGGCAGUAUGCGUGUGCCCAACUCCGAGUCGUGCGUGGAGGUGGGAGCGGCGGACCUUGAAGACGGCGCCAACGGACUGCAGGUCCGGCGCGGCAGUGAACCCACCUUGCACCAGGACACCUUACCUCCUCAACGAACGGCCACAGAGCAGACGAAACGCUGGUCAGCAGCGGUAGUCUGCCGGGACGACAACAGAACAACACAGAAAGUGCAUCCUUUGCCGGAUGGCCGGCCGCCCGACCCUGACAGACUCAGCUCCGGACACUUCCAGCGACAAACCAAUAGGCUCUCCAUGCAAUUCUCUGGACCGGGGAGUGGAGUAUGGCUAGACGCGGCCGACAGAGUGCAGAGCUACGGCAGCAAGAGCUUGCCCCGCGACGCGAGAAGAGAGCCCCUCGGCCAGGACACGUCGGGCGACAACCACCGAGUAGAAGACAUGUUGCGAUGGGUGUCCGGGGUCAACAAUGUCGCCAGCGUGCAUCCGCAGGAGCGCCCACUUGAUCUCUUACCCGAGGUGGGCAGCACGGAACGCGCGAUAUCCGGCCAAGAAGUCCCAGUGAGCCCGAGCAGCAAACCAGCAACAGCAACGCAGAAUGUUUCCGUCACGCUCGUGAAAGGCGAGAAGGGACUAGGCUUCACAAUCACCACCAGGGACAACCCGACGGGCGGACACUGUCCUAUCUACAUUAAGAAUAUUCUUCCUAAGGGUGCGGCGGUAACGGACGGCCGGUUGCGCGCCGGAGACCGGCUAGUGUCCGUCAACAACGUGUCCGUCUCCGGCCUCACGCAGCAACAGGUGGUGUCGCUGCUGAGGAACACGCCCACCGACUCCACUGUUGACAUCGUGGUGCAGCGGCCUGUCAGCAGAACACAGAGGGUUGAGCCCCAACAGAGUCCCCAAAAAUUCACUGAAAAGGCGAUAGGCACGCCCAACGGCCAAUCCAAACCUGUAGACAUCGGUGAGAACGGGAGAGUGUCUAGUAUAGUGAACGCCAUCAACCAGGGCUCAACUCGGGGCAGGAUACCCAAGAGCUCUUCCAAGGACGACCUCAUCAAAGACCAGGACACCUCGCUGCAGGACGCUUUGAAUUCUAGUUCUAACUCUAUCCUUAGUUUAAGAAAUCGUCUGAUCCUUCGGUUAGACGUACCUGUUCACGACUCCGAAAAGGCUGGGCUUGGCAUCAGCGUCAAAGGCAAAGUCACCGUGGGCACGGAUCCUCAAGAUCUCGGCAUCUUCAUCAAGUCAGUGCUACACGGCGGUGCCGCUUCUAGAGAUGGCAGAUUACAUACAAACGACCAGCUGCUGAGCGUAAACGGUGUGUCGCUAGUGGGGCAGUCCAACGCCGAGGCCAUGGAGACACUCCGGCGCGCCCUACUGCACGCGAGGCCCAGCGUUCGCGGCAGCAUCUCACUCACCAUCGCUAGAAGGACAGAUAGUAUGGACAGCCUGGCUCGAUGGAAAGACGACACGCCGCCCAACGGCAACGAAUCCACCAACAGCGUCGAAAACAACAGCUCCCAGAACUUCAACACGGUCAUAUACAACACCGACAAGGAAAACAAACCCACCGACUACAACCAGAACAAAUUCGACAACCACAAAGACCGGAGCAUAGACAACGAACACAGAGGCAGCAAGAAACACGCGUCCAUAAUCACAAUAAAUAAUAACACGAGCUGGGUCUCCAACCAAUCCGAUGAUAGCAAAGGGUAUUUAGAAAGAGAGAAAGAUACGGUUCCUCAUGAUCCUAAAAGAGAUAGCUUCGAAUGGAGUCGGCUAGACGGUUGGAAUCCGGUUAUAGAUAGACUGACUGGUCUAAGGAACGAGAGUUACUAUAUGGCGACGCAACUGGACGCGCCGGUGACGAAUGGUCAUUUCAGGCCGAAUGUGGGACAUGUUCAUAUGUCGAGGUCGCCGCCAGCGCACCAUAAUGUUAUUAUUGAAGAAGACUAUGGAACCACCACGAGAGGAAGCACAAGCGGCCCCGGCGAAUCAGGCAGCGAAAGCGGAGCGGGCUUCAGUCGGGACGCCGUAGGACGCCGCUCCAUGUCGGAGAAACGCCACGCCGCCAUGGACGCCAAGACCACCGGCACCUACAAGAAGAUCAAGGAGAUCAAGGCACAGCACUCAUUACAAGUGGGACCUUCACUGGGAAUGCGGAAGUCGUCUAGUUUAGAGUCCCUACAAACAGCGAUACAGGAAAACCAAAGGAACCCGCGGAACGAACCGAUAUACGCGCGAGCGCAUCCACCGCUGAAGCACUGGCUGACGGACGGCGGGCGCGGGCCCGAGGGCAUGGUGCGCGGCUCGCCGCAGCAGUCCUCGCUGUCGCACAAGAAGCCCGGCCUGCUCAAGUCGCUCUCCAAUAUGUUAAGAAUCGGCAAACCCCACAAAAAGCCGGAAACGGAAAUAUACGGGAGAUCUCAACCAGGCCGAGCAUCGGAGAAGUCUCUAUCGAGGGAAGCGCUAGAGCGGCACAACCGAGAGGAGAGAUUGGAAGAAACUACGCAUAACAAGCCCGAGAUCCACCACUCGCGGCAGAGCAGCGGGGAGCGCUCCGAGCGUGCGAACGCGCACGCGCACGGCGCGCCGCCGUACCGCGCGCCGCCUGCAAGAACAGCGCCCACGCACCAAGGAAUGGAAAGUGCCUGGGGACCAACCGGCCACUACGUCAACUACGACGAAAUCCAACAAAACCUUAACGCGCGGCGUGAAAAGUUGAGCGAGGUGCAAAUAGGACAGAUGAGGCGGCAGGUCCAUGCGCAGAGGGCCAAAGUCGAGGAAGAGAGCCGCCGUGUAGGCGCUACCACUGGUUACCACUCGCAGCGCUCCUGUAGAGACCCGCCCGCCCCGCGGCCGCAGUCCAACUACUACGAGUACGAGAGCGCGGCCCCCAAGCGGCCAGGCAAGCUCUCACAUUACCACUGAAGAUCUGUACCUGUAGUUUUUAGGGAAAUAUGCCACUUCAAAGGCCGACAGGGCUCAAAAAUUGUGUUGUCCAAUGGCCAUAGGUCCGUUGCACCAAACCACAAUAAGUAUA